Molecule: messenger RNA, 6542 nt
Organism: Carassius auratus (goldfish)
Lineage: Eukaryota; Metazoa; Chordata; Actinopteri; Cypriniformes; Cyprinidae
Gene: abcg4a
Product: ATP-binding cassette, sub-family G (WHITE), member 4a
Exons: 15
Coding region: 1750-3684 (644 amino acids)
Biological process (GO): cholesterol homeostasis; cholesterol efflux; transmembrane transport
Cellular component (GO): plasma membrane
Molecular function (GO): ABC-type sterol transporter activity; ATP hydrolysis activity; ATP binding
Source: RefSeq, a predicted model, not a curated record
AAAUAAAAAAGCAAUUUCAACUGCUGCAAGGGAAGUAUUACGGUACAUUUCCCUCUCCAUUCCCAACACCAGAUUAGUCUAACGUAGAAAAAGUGAAUAGGAUAUUGAGGAUAUCACAACAUGUGUACUCGCCAUAGAUGAUGUAGGGCGUCGUUUGAACGCGAGUUACCCCGUUGCUUUCACCGAAAAUAUCCCGAGCACUGCAGCAUCAGCAUCAGAAGCAGCAGCAGCCGAUGCGCAGGUGCCGCCUUUAAAGAGACCGCGCACUCGAGUUUCCCGUCCUGCUGGGUAGGCUGUAAUUUCCCUUUGUUUAAGUUUUUUGUCUCCGUUAUCUCCAUCCCCACCCGUUUCUUUGCUUCCCUACAAAGCAAUCUCAAAGAAAAGGGGUUCUAAAUUUAGUUUUAACAUACGCUUUGAUCCUCCUGCCCCACAAAAAAAAAAAAAAAAAAACAUCCCUGUUGCUGGAGAUCACAAAAACAGAGUAUUAUCAUAAAAGUUUUGCUAUUUAACCUGCACGAAAAAUUCUGAUAUCUAUAUAUGGACAUACAGAAGGCUACGGAGAUCUCCGAGCAGGCAAUAAAAGACACUGUUGCACCUGGUUGAAUUUUCUCUUGGAUCAUGGAAAACCUGAGAUCUCCACCUGUCCCGUGACCAUAAGAUGGCAUCAGGCCAGCCCUGCCAUCACUUCCUGCAUGGGGCUUUGGAAUAUAAACAACUCACAACAGCCCAGUAUGCCUUGCGCGUCCACCACCAUCACAAAUAAACCAAACACAGUAAUUGAUUAAUCAGAAGAUAAAUCUUAUUUUUGGCGGGAAAUGGGCAUUCCCAAAACUUCUUGCGCGAACCACAACAUUUAGACUACGUUUUAUUUAGGAAAUGCUUAUUCUCUUUUUCUUUUGUUUUUGUUGUCAGUUGUGUAUAGAUACUUUUAAGUGUUUUAUGGUGUUUAUUGUUUAUGUCACUAUUUGAGUCUCUUGUGUGUUUAUGUGACCAACAUUGAUUUGCAAUUCUUAUUUGUUGGCUAUAUUAGGCUAGUUAUAGCAACCACAGCUGCAAGAAUUAACAACAAAUUUAUCCCCCAAACAAUUUACAUCGCAGAAUCUUGCUGUUUUUUUUUUAUUUAAUUUUUUUUACAUGUAACCCUUAAACACAAGCAAGGCAUCACGUUCAAUAUAUCACAACCACUUCAAUCGUCCUCCUGUGUAAAACGGGCUUUUUGUCUCUGACAAGAGCUUACGCCCAGUGCUACAGAUCGCCGGGCGUGCCAGGGCUCCUCUGUUUCACACUGCGGUGCAGCAUCCGGAGGACCGGCAGGAUGAGCACAGCUCCUCUCAACACGGCUCCAUACGCCUACUGGAUGACUGUUAACGCACAGUGAUCGACUCACGGUUUGCCCUUCCGUCAGCUGUCCGAAAUGAAACUUCUGGUUUAACACGGAUGCUGCAUCUUUUUAAUUAUGCACCACUGUUAUGUUUGUAUUGGAUAGGAAUCGUCAUGGUAUCUUUCAAAGGGACGCUAUGAAUGUGAGGUGUAGCGGCUUUCUGAAGGAGAAGAGCAUCCUCUCCGUCACCGGUGAGCGGGAUCGGGCGUGUAACGGAGCAUCCUUUUUCUCAGCUGGACUCCUGUUGCAGAACCCUGUGUGUGUACAUAUCAUGCUCUUGAGCUCAAAGUAAUGAAUUGGAUAUUUUUAUAAGGAAACACGCAGCCAGAGAGACUCGACGCGUCAAAAGAAAAAAUAAAGCUCUUGGUAUGGCUGCGAGGUCCUUAGAGCCGGGGUCUGUUUCCAUUCCCAUGGAGGAGACCAAGCAUGCGGGAGGAGCUCCUCCAGAUGCUGCCAUGCUGACCCACCUGAAGAAGGUGGAGAACCAUAUCACAGAGGCACAGAGGUUUUCUCACCUGCCUCAGCGUUCAGCAGUGGACUUGGAGUUUACAGAGCUCUCCUACACCAUCCGUGAGGGCCCCUGUUGGAGGAGGCGAGGAUUUAAGGCCCUCCUGAAAUGUCUUUCUGGAAAAUUCUGCAGUCGGGAGCUCAUCGGAAUCAUGGGACCCUCGGGGGCUGGCAAGUCCACUCUCAUGAACAUUCUUGCCGGCUACAGAGAGACAGGCAUGAAAGGUCAGAUCCUGGUAAAUGGACGACCCCGUGACCUCCGCACCUUCAGAAAAAUGUCGUGUUACAUCAUGCAAGAUGACAUGCUACUGCCACAUCUAACUACACGAGAGGCAAUGAUGGUUUCAGCUAACCUUAAACUUAACGAAACCAUGGAAGUGAAAAAAGAACUGGUGAAUGAGAUCCUCACAGCAUUAGGACUGCAGGAGUGCGCUCACACUCGCACCAUUUCUCUGUCUGGUGGCCAGUGUAAACGGUUGGCUAUUGCUCAGGAGCUGGUCAAUAACCCACCUGUCAUGUUUUUUGAUGAGCCCACCAGUGGCCUAGACAGUGCAUCCUGUUUCCAGGUAGUGUCCUUGAUGAAAUCUCUGGCUCAAGGAGGUAGAACCAUCAUCUGUACCAUCCACCAGCCAAGUGCUAAGCUAUUUGAAAUGUUUGACAAGCUUUAUAUCCUGAGUCAAGGUCAGUGUAUAUAUAAAGGAACAGUACCGAACCUUAUUCCCUACCUGAAAAACCUUGGACUCCACUGCCCUACGUACCACAAUCCUGCAGACUUUAUAAUCGAGGUCGCCUCAGGAGAGUAUGGUGAUCUUAACCCGGUGCUCUUUGAGGCUGUUCAGGGAGGCCUAUGUUCAGAUGAGGGCAAGAAGAAUUCCAGGGACAAGAAUGACGCCACCACAUCACGUCCCUCCCAGUGUUAUAAUGAUUCAGGCUACAUUGAGAAACACACUUUUGCCACCAGUACUCUCACACAGUUCUGCAUCCUCUUCAAGAGAACCUUCAUCACUAUAUGCAGGGACAUGGUAUUAACCCACCUAAGAGUGAUGUCACACCUGUGUAUUGGUGUGCUGAUUGGUCUGCUGUACCUAAACAUUGGGAAUGAUGCCAGUAAAGUGUUCAACAACACUGGCUUCCUGUUCUUCUCCAUGCUGUUUCUCAUGUUUGCUGCACUCAUGCCCACCGUCCUGACAUUUCCACUGGAGAUGUCUGUGUUUAUAAGGGAGCAUCUUAAUUAUUGGUACAGUCUAAAGGCAUAUUACCUGGCCAAGACCAUGGCUGACAUUCCAUUCCAGGUAAUUUGUCCGAUAAUGUACUGCAGUAUAGUGUACUGGAUGACAGAGCAGCCUCCAGAGGCAGGCAGAUAUGUGCUCUUUAUGGCCCUGUCCACCUCCACUGCCCUAGUGGCUCAGUCUCUGGGGCUUCUCAUUGGAGCUGCAUCCACCUCCCUACAGGUUGCCACAUUCGUAGGUCCGGUCUCUGCCAUCCCAGUCCUUCUGUUCUCUGGCUUCUUUGUCAACUUUGACACUAUCCCCAAAUACCUUCAAUGGAGCUCCUAUGUGUCAUAUGUCAGGUAUGGUUUUGAGGGUGUGAUCCUCUCCAUCUAUGGCAUGAACCGCUCAGAGCUGGACUGUCCCGGCUUGGUGUGCAAGUUCCAGAAACCGGAGGAGGUGCUGCAGCUCCUGGAUGUGGAGGAUGCUAAGCUCUACGUGGAUUUUAUUGUUCUGGGGGUCUUCUUCUUAAUUCUGAGACUUGCCACUUACCUAGUUCUGCGUUAUAAAGUCAAGUCAGAACGUUAGGGCCAAACUCAUCAUGAGAUAUAAAUUUAAUUUCACAUACACCCAUAACCUCUCAUAAAUGCACAUAAUGAUCUUUUUGCAAUGGACACAGAAGCCAAUGCACAUUGAUUUCAGGGCCAUUGUUUUAUCUUCAGUUUUUGUUACUUGAUAUAUAAUUUUAAUUUUCUAAGUAAAUAAUAGUAUAUUAAAAUAGAUUUUUUUAUUUUAUUUCAUUAAAAUUUUUGAAUGUAUUCCAUGCAGUAACAGUGUAAAUGCAUUUUACCCAUUACUGAAUUUUGAAGCAUGAGUCUCUAUUGACAGGACUGGGUGUAUUUGUAAUGACAAUCCCAUGACAGCUCCCAAUAGCAUGUGGAUUGGCCAACAGCCAACAUGUGAGUGUCUUUAUACCAUAUUAAAGGAUCAUCACAUUGUCUUUCUGUUAAUGCAUUUAAUUUCGACUGAAGAACGUCAUCAAAAUGUGUUUUUGGAAGAGAGUGCACUGCAUGUUUGGGCCAUUUGAGGACAUGCAAGCAGAAGAAGCAAGAAGUGUGCAUGGAGAAUUUGGGAUAUUACAAACUAAGAGAAAUAAUCGUCCAACCAGCGUAUCUUCAAUUCCAUUUUUGUCAUCCCACAAUCCACUGAAUUUAAGUAGAAUAACACCUUCUGCUGAAUAUUAAGACUUUCAUGAUCUCCCAAGGCAAUUCUGGGCAAAGCAUCAACGUCAACCUGAAUCUAACCAUUUGAGGAAUGUUGCAGCAAGUGCCCUUGAUGUGAACUGCCUAUAAUUUUUUUUUUUUUCUGAGGGGGAACUGGAAUACCUUGCUGGAGAAACAUUUAGGCAUUUUGUCAGUAUUAAUAUGUCCUGUUACCUUGAAUUCUCUUUCAACUGCCUCUGUGGUAUCCUGUGAGAGAAACAUACAAUAGUUUGUGGGCCUUUGCUCUCUCGUUUUCAUCAGGAGGGAUCAAACCUUUAACUUGUAUAGUACAAAAACUAACCUACAGUGACCAAAAAUAUGUCAAUCAGCUAAUCACAAAGCACCACUGAACUGACUGCAUUUAGCUAAAAGCAGAACAUAUCAAAUGUCAGAAAAUCAUUUGCAAUUCUAAUCUUAUUAAACAUCUUAUGCGAACAUCCAUUCCUGUACAAACAGCACUCGCUGGCCUGUUUCUUUUGACUUUUUUUUGCAACUGUUGCCUGGACAUCUAAUCCGCAUUGUUGAGAAUGUCAGGACAUGUGCAGUUAGUUGCAAGUGACACAAUCCGAUAUCUGGAUAGAGAUGCUGGAUGAACACUUUAUGCCAUUCCAUGGAUAAAUAUCUUGUUUGGACCUGUAUGUACACUUCCUCUUCCCUGCUUCUCCCUUCUAGCAUCCAGGCAAUUUAAUACUGCAAUGCAAUGCAAACAUCUUUUCAAAUGACUCCGUGUAACUCUGGAAAUCUUCUAUGUGUUAUUUCUCCUUAUAUAAUAAAGACUACUAAUAAUCUGAAUAUAUACACAAUGAAAAGUAAAUGUGUUAUGUUUUAAGCAAGAUUGUAAAUACAUGUAUGCACUUUUUUUUUACGUUGUUUUAUUGGAACUUUUCUGGACAUUUGUUUGUAAUUAAUUUUAUUUUUAUAUCCGUAAAUAUGACAUGCAAUUCUGGAAAAGGGAGUAUUGUGACUGGAAAAUGCAAGACAAAUUUAAAAAAAUCAAAACACAACACACUGUGACUGAGGAAUUUAUGAUGUACAUGUGUUGUAAUCCAAAAAAUACUCCCUAAAUUAUUGACAAAUCUGCAGCGGAUUUAUUUUAAGACAUCUUUGUAUUGUUUUAGAAUUUCACCACUGGGCGAGCUGACUCUGUUUUGAGCCAUGUAGGAAAACGGCCUCGAGAAAGUGUUUGCAUUUAGUAGAGUUUAGUUCUAACACACAGUACUGUAAGGUAUGAUUGCUCUUUUUCCAGAACAAUAUGUCUGCUGAAACAUUGCACAGUUUUAAAGUUGAUCUUUUGGUCAUUCUGCAAAAUAAGAAUAGCUGCUGUAAAAUCAUUUUUGCUUUUUUGCCAUAUGGUAUACCCAGGGAAAAACUAGGCCAACUCCUGGUUGUAGAUGUUUUUGCAGGAGCACAGGUUCCAUUUUCAAAAAAGUUGCUUUAGAGAGCAAGAGAUCAAUUAAGCUAUUAGCUGCUCAACAGUCAACAAUCCAGUUUUCAAUAUUGCUUAACAAGUUAUGUGUUCUAUUUCCUUUUGAGUAUUUGGAGAGGUUAGAAUAAGGAAAUGUUCACCAUCAAGAAUCGGUCUUCUAAUGGUACACCGAUAUGUAGCAUAGAGAGUUGGGUAAUACCUGUUUCUAAUAGCAAUAGUAUUGUUCUGUGCCUAGUGAGUGAUAUUUCUUAUCUAAUCCCUGAAUAUUCAACAUAUUUCCAGUGACCAUCUGUCAAAUCUCUAUUGUGUAAAAUAAUUUUGCGUGUCUAUCAUUAGUAUGUGUCGAUAUGGGUUUCUGUAUGCAGAGUCUCAGCUGAGAGAUGUUGAGAGACAACUGGAUUAGAUCAUAUUUCACACAUUUAUAUUUAAUUAUAUUUCUUUUUCCUUUAAGCAAAAUUAACUUUUUUUUUUGUUACCCAGAAUGGAUGACUUAACAAAUAAGAAGCAUUUGAUGGUUUUCUCCCAGAUUUGAAAAUAAGAACAUAAGCAGGUAGAGUGCAAAUUCAUUUUGGAGAUAUUGAAAAACAUUUUUUGUUGAUUUGGUUUUGUGUUUGAAAAUAUUUUUCGAGAUUUUGGCUUGCACAACAAUGAGAGUUAAUGCAGUUUGCUUCCCAGUUUUGCUGCAUAACUAUGUUCACUUCAUCAGAAAUGCAAGUUAUGAGUGCUAAAUCCUUUUCAAAUUAUUAUAAUAAAUGCAU